UGGUUGCAGUAGCUGUUGAACAGUGACUUUUGUCGGUUGAUACGACAGGUUACCGUCAACAGUCAAUCAUUCCUAUUGGGUUAUAAGACAGUUUUGUUUCAUCAGCCAUUUUUUCAUGUAAGCCUAACAUUUUCUUACAUUUCUGUUAUCAGUGUGGGUUACAUUUUAUCAUUCGUUCUGUGAUAACUGGUUUGUGAAAGAAGUAUUUAAACACAAUGGGUCCCAUAAAGCCGAACCCAGCGAAGACACUUCUCCGCAACGAGAUAGCGGCCCGCAUAGCAACGCUAAGCACAGAAGAGAAGAAACGACAGUCGAAGGCUGUUUUUGAAAAAGUAAUAAACCACCCAUACUACAAAUCCUCAAAACGUGUGGCCCUCUUCAUGAGCACCGAUGAGGAGGUGGACACAGCCCCCCUUAUAGCCCACGUCAUGCAGAGGGGGGCUGCAGCCUUCGUCCCCCAGUACGCAGGGGGAAAGAUGAGCAUGCUCAGGAUUGAACCAGGAGACGAUAAAAAUAUGGCGGUCACGAAGCAUGGAAUUUCGCAGCACUCCAAAGACCAGAAGAGGGAAAAUGCUAUUGAAGGAGGCGGCUUGGACCUGAUCAUCGCACCAGGGGUGGCGUUCUCCCGCAACGGAGGGAGAGUGGGUCACGGAGGAGGAUAUUAUGAUAAAUUCAUCGCCAGUCUUAGGGCUAACCCUGAGAAGGCUCCUAAGGUGGUAGCAAUAGCCUUCUCAUGUCAGGUUGUGGAUGAAGUGCCGAUGGAUGAACAGGACCAGAAGAUUGAUGACGUCAUCUGUGCCGAUUAACUCGUCAAAUAAACUUGCUGAUAUGAUGACCGUUUUGACGUUUGUUCCGCUCAUCAAGUUGCGUGUUGGUUAAUAACUACGCAAAGACAUAGAAUAUGGAAUUACUACUUAUAGAACGGCAACCUUUCGCUCCCCACCAGUGAACUAAGUUUUGAAACAGCCACACAUUGUAAAAUUUAUUUUUAGCUACCUGUGUAUUAGGCUAUUUGAAAUAAAUAUUUUUAUUUAUUUA
Messenger RNA from Pectinophora gossypiella (pink bollworm), 1038 nucleotides. RefSeq names its product 5-formyltetrahydrofolate cyclo-ligase (gene Mthfs). Gene Ontology annotation, molecular function: 5-formyltetrahydrofolate cyclo-ligase activity. The record is from RefSeq and is a predicted model, not a curated record. Gene Ontology annotation, cellular component: mitochondrion. Bases 216 to 806 code for a protein of 196 amino acids. Gene Ontology annotation, biological process: tetrahydrofolate interconversion; folic acid-containing compound biosynthetic process. Lineage: Eukaryota; Metazoa; Arthropoda; Insecta; Lepidoptera; Gelechiidae. The transcript is spliced from 5 exons.